Messenger RNA from Spinacia oleracea (spinach), 4271 nucleotides. RefSeq names its product probable manganese-transporting ATPase PDR2. Gene Ontology annotation, biological process: transmembrane transport; intracellular calcium ion homeostasis. Gene Ontology annotation, molecular function: ATPase-coupled monoatomic cation transmembrane transporter activity; ATP binding; P-type ion transporter activity. Gene Ontology annotation, cellular component: endoplasmic reticulum membrane. The transcript is spliced from 22 exons. The record is from RefSeq and is a predicted model, not a curated record. Bases 379 to 3942 code for a protein of 1187 amino acids. Lineage: Eukaryota; Viridiplantae; Streptophyta; Magnoliopsida; Caryophyllales; Amaranthaceae.
UGAUGCAUCACACUUAUUCACACAUUCACACGGGCUGGAUAGAUAGUUCGUACCACAAGACCAAAGGAACACUAACCGUAUUCUGUGGUCUUCACUGUAAUACGGAGUACUUCGUAGUUGAUUACUCAAUCAGAUUACACAAAUUGCGAAGAGAUUUAGAUUUAGGGUUGCAACAAACAAUGAUUUCAGAACUUUUAGUUUGAUUUCGAAAUAUUCAAUCUCUGUUGAUUAUUCCUCUGCUUAAUCUACACUUAUCGCUCAGCGCAUUUAUAAUUUCGCAAUCUACUCUACUACUGUCAACUCUUUCUUCCAUUGCCCCUCGUGCGAUUUCCCGGUUUUCUCAAGAAGGGUUGAGAAUUUGACCUGAAAUCUACUGAGAUGCCGAAAUUUCGUGUUGGAGGGAAAGUCGUUGAUGGAGUUGAUUUGUUGAGGAAGAAGCACAAGCUAUGGAGACUCGACGUGUGGCCAUUCACCAUUCUCUAUGUUCUUUGGUUGACGAUGAUUGUUCCUAGCUUGGACAUAACUGAUGCUUUGAUAGCUCUUGGAGGUCUUGUCACCUUCCACAUUCUGAUCCUGCUUUUCACAGCUUGGUCUGUGGAUUUCAAAUGCUUUGUACAAAAUAAUAAGGUUGAUGAUAUUCACCAAGCAGAUUUUUGCAAAAUAACUCCAGCGAAGUUCUGUGGUUCAAAGGAAAUUGUCCCACUUGAGUUCCGCAAACUAGCAGGUUCUGCGGAGAAUGAUGAAGAAAUUUUCUUUGAUUUCAGAAAGCAAAGGUUUAUCUAUUCAAAGGAAAAGGAAACAUUCAACAAGCUUCCUUUCCUUACUAAACAAACAUUUGGAUUUUAUCUAAAAAAUACUGGACAUGGCUCUGAAGCUAAAGUGGUUGCUGCCUCGGAGAAAUGGGGACGCAAUGUAUUUGAUUACCCCCAACCAACUUUUCAGAAACUAAUGAAAGAACACUGCAUGGAACCCUUUUUUGUUUUCCAGGUCUUCUGUGUAGGUCUUUGGUGUUUAGAUGAAUUCUGGUACUACAGUAUAUUCACUUUAUUCAUGCUGCUCAUGUUUGAAUCAACUAUGGCAAAAACUCGUUUAAAAACUUUGACGGAGCUUAGACGUGUACGAGUUGAUAGCCAGACCCUAAUGGCGUAUCGUUGUGGCAAGUGGGUGAAGCUUUGUGGAACAGAUCUUCUUCCUGGGGAUGUAAUUUCUAUUGGACGCUCAUCUACUCAAAAUGGCGAAGAUAAGUCUGUACCAGCAGACAUGCUAUUGUUAGCUGGAAGUGCUAUUGUCAAUGAGGCCAUUCUCACUGGAGAAUCUACUCCUCAGUGGAAGGUGUCCACCAUAGGCAGAUCUGCUGAGGAGAGGCUGUCCACUAAAAGAGAUAAAACUCAUGUGCUGUUUGGUGGUACAAAAAUAUUGCAGCAUACUCCAGAUAAGUCUUUUCCUCUGAAAACCCCCGAUGGUGGCUGUGUAGCUGUUGUCUUACGAACCGGAUUUGAGACGAGUCAAGGAAAAUUGAUGCGCACGAUAUUAUUUUCAACUGAAAGAGUCACUGCAAACAGCUGGGAAAGUGGACUGUUCAUCUUAUUCUUGGUUGUAUUUGCAGUUAUAGCUGCUGGUUAUGUAUUGAUGAAGGGGCUGGAGGACCCUACUAGGAGCAGAUACAAACUAAUCCUUAGCUGUUCGUUGAUUAUUACCUCUGUUAUACCCCCGGAACUUCCAAUGGAAUUAUCUAUAGCUGUCAAUACUUCCCUAAUUGCUUUAGCGAAACGUGGGAUUUUUUGCACAGAGCCAUUCCGAAUUCCAUUUGCUGGGAAGGUUGAUAUAUGUUGCUUUGACAAGACCGGAACCCUGACGUCAGAUGAUAUGGAAUUCUCUGGUGUGGUUGGAUCCACAGAAAGUUUGGAACUAGAGGCAAAUAUGAAAAAAGUACCUGGCCGAACUCUGGAAAUUCUUGCUUCAUGUCAUGCCUUAGUCUUUGUGGACAACAAGCUGGUUGGUGAUCCUCUUGAGAAAGCUGCACUUAAGGGAAUUGACUGGUCCUACAAAUCUGAUGAGAAGGCCAUGCCUAAGAAGGGUAAUGGAAAUCCUGUGCAAAUUGUUCAGAGACAUCACUUUGCAUCUCAUUUAAAGCGAAUGGCAGUGGUUGUACGCGUCGAUGAGAAUUUUUAUUCUUUUGUGAAGGGUGCACCUGAAACUAUUCAAGAUAUGCUCGUAGACUUGCCAUCAUCAUAUGUCGAAACCUACAAAAAGUAUACACGCCAAGGAUCCAGGGUUUUGGCCCUUGCAUACAAACCUCUUCCAGAGAUGACAGUCAGUGAUGCCAGAAACCUGGAUAGAGACGUGGUUGAAAGGGACCUAACUUUUGCUGGUUUUGCGGUUUUCAACUGUCCUAUCCGCCCCGACUCAGCCUCCGUACUGUCUGAACUAAAAGGGUCCUCGCAUGAUUUGAUGAUGAUCACUGGUGAUCAAGCAUUAACGGCUUGCCAUGUUGCUGGUCAAGUGCAUAUUAUUUCCAGACCAGCAUUGAUUCUAUCUGCAUUAAGGGGUGGUGACAAAUAUGACUGGGUUUCACCAGAUGAAACUGAGACCAUACCUUUCAAUGCAAAAGAGGUUGAGGCCUUGUCUGACACACAUGAUCUCUGUAUUGGUGGCGAUUGCUUUGAGAUGCUGCAGCGGACAUCGGCUGUUCUGCAAGUAGUGCCAUUUGUUAAGGUUUUUGCUAGGGUUGCCCCAGAGCAGAAAGAGCUGAUUUUGACCACACUAAAAACUGUGGGAAGGAUGACAUUGAUGUGCGGGGAUGGUACAAAUGAUGUUGGAGCUCUCAAACAGGCACAUGUUGGGGUGGCUUUGCUAAAUGCUGUACCUCCAAACCAAAGUGGAGAUUCCUCUGAAGCUGCAAAAAAUGAAACUAGUGCAUCCAAGUCGAAGAAACAAAAGGUUACAUUUGAGGAUAAGAAAGCUGUGAAUCUUAAUGGCGAAGGCUCUUCAAGAAAGAGAUCUGUUUCAAAAUCUGAAUCCUCUAGUCAAGCAGCUGUGAGUAAGCAUCUGACUGCUGUUGAGUUGCAGAAGCAGAAGCUAGAGAAAGUGUUGGAAGAAAUGAAUGAAGAUGCGGAUGGUCGUUCAGCCCCCAUUGUGAAGCUAGGGGAUGCCUCAAUGGCUUCUCCUUUCACGGCAAAGCAUGCAUCAGUGGCCCCAACUACGGAUAUCAUUCGUCAGGGUCGGAGUACUCUUGUUACCACACUUCAGAUGUUCAAGAUCCUUGGCCUUAACUGCCUUGCAACUGCCUAUGUGCUUAGUGUUAUGAACUUAGAUGGUGUCAAGCUUGGUGAUGUCCAAGCGACCAUUAGUGGGGUUUUCACAGCUGCAUUUUUCCUAUUCAUCUCCCAUGCUCGGCCGCUUCAAACACUGUCGACCGAUCGACCCCACCCAAAUAUAUUCUGCUGCUAUGUUUUUCUCUCUCUACUUGGACAGUUUUCUGUCCACCUCCUUUACUUGAUUAGCUCGGUGAAGGAGGCUGAGAAAUACAUGCCUGAUGAGUGCAUUGAACCAGACUCUAAUUUUCAUCCAAAUCUGGUAAAUACAGUUUCAUACAUGGUUGGAAUGAUGUUGCAGGUAGCUACUUUUGCAGUGAAUUACAUGGGACAUCCUUUUAACCAGAGCAUUACAGAAAACAAGCCUUUCAUGUACGCUCUUGUAUCAGCAGUUGGUUUUUUUGUUGUCAUCACAUCUGAUUUGUUCAGGGACCUGAAUGACUGGCUAAAACUGGUUCCCAUGCCCAGAGCUUUAAGGGAUAAGCUUUUGAUUUGGGCAUUGGCUAUGUUCUUGACUUGCUAUUUCUGGGAGAAGUUUUUGAGAUGGGCGUUCCCUGGAAAGAUGCCCGCUUGGAGGAAACGCCAGCAACAAGCUGUGGCUAACUUGGAGAAGAAGAAAAACGUGUAAUUUUACAGAUGAUAUCCAUUUCUUCGCGUCAAUUGCCUGCUGCUGUUAUGCAUACAUAGAUGGAGCAAAAAGGACCUAGUUUUCGUGCGGUGGCAUUUUUGUUAGGAUAUGCUUCCCUAUUCUUUGUAAUGUUUAGAGAGCUGUUUAUUAUAAUUACAAUUAUGUUCCUUUGAGCACCCAUGGUGAUUAGUGAAAGGCGUCACUGAUAUUAAACUUAUACCUGGGUAGAGGGUUUUAACAUAAUUUUUAGUUCAUUAUAUGAAAUGUUAUACAGAAAGGUAACUUUUGCAAUCUUUUCAUUUUGCUGUGAUUGAAAUUCUUGUUCCACA